ACCGCCCUACGUACCACCACUUCCACCAUCACCUCCAACUAGGCCACCCUACGUGCCACCACCAUCUCCAACUAGGCCACCAUAUGCACCACCUCCAACUAGAUCACCCUAUUAUUUGCCACCAGAAGAAACUAAUCAAUCAUCUUCAUUUAUAACAUUACCAACUUUCAAACCACCGACUACCCGAUUACCUAUAGUCACAACGCGACCGACUACCCGACCACCUAUAAUUAUAACUCGGCCGACCACUCGAGCUCCUAUAAUUACAACACGACCAACCACUCGGCUACCUAUAGUUACAACACGACCGACUACCCGGCGACCCAUCACCACACCUCAAAUUAUCACUUCAAAAUAUACUCCGGUUACACAACCAUCUAUCUACCUUCCACCAAGCGUUACUACCCCAAAGCCUCCCACAACACGAAUCAUAAGUACAACCACGACUACCAGAUAUAGUCCUACGACAACAAAGAAAAUUUCCACACCGGGCACUACUUAUCUACCGCCUAGUUCAUCUACAUCUACUACUACACCAUCUACGACUACAAGCACUUCUACCACUACUAGAUCAACAACAACUACAACUACCUCCACGCCAACGACUCUGCCUCCGUAUGAACGAACGUAUAUUCCACCACCGCAACCGCCGGUCACCCGAGUGACCAUUACGCCGCCGCCAUAUCCUACGGUCAUUUAUGAAACUACACCCAGAACGCCACCCCCGAGGACAAUUGAUGGAACAAUUGCUCCACCACCGACUCUGCCGCCACCCACACCGCCCAGACCUUUCAUAGGUUACGAAUACCUACCCCCGAAGGGAGCCGCCUUUGAAACCCGCAAACGAUAA
Formica exsecta is the source of this 850-nucleotide messenger RNA. RefSeq names its product integumentary mucin C.1-like. NCBI's taxonomy places the organism in Eukaryota, Metazoa, Arthropoda, Insecta, Hymenoptera, Formicidae. The annotation marks the transcript as partial. The transcript has a single exon. The record is from RefSeq and is a predicted model, not a curated record.